This is a messenger RNA of Arabidopsis thaliana (thale cress), 945 nucleotides long. RefSeq lists its product as uncharacterized. The transcript has a single exon. The record is from RefSeq and is marked reviewed. Bases 304 to 726 code for a protein of 140 amino acids. Lineage: Eukaryota; Viridiplantae; Streptophyta; Magnoliopsida; Brassicales; Brassicaceae. Gene Ontology annotation, cellular component: nucleus. Gene Ontology annotation, biological process: blue light signaling pathway.
UUAUUUAUUUAUAUAGGCUCAAAAAAUUAAGGGCCAAAGCAAUUCAAUCUGCAAAAAAGACACGUAAAGUUGUCACUUACCAUACAAUACAACAAAAGCGAAAAUAAAAAAAGUUAUUCACCAAACAAAAACUUACGUCGACGUGUAAGACAACCUCCCACCCGAUUUUCUCAUUUCCUUACAUAACCCAACAAAAAAUACAUAUUAUCAACACCGAAUCUCUCAACACAAACAAAAUCACACAUCUCUCUUCAUCUUUUUGUUUCCUGCAAGAAUCUGAAUCUGCUUUACUAUUGUGUCAUCAUGAUGAACAUCGACGAUACGACGUCUCCAAUGGCCCACCCGAUCGGUCCAUCUCAGCCUCCUUCCGACCAAACCAAACAAGAUCCGCCAAGUUUGCCCCAAGAAGCAGCUUCUUCUGUUUCGGCCGACAAGAAAGAUCUAGCUUUGCUUGAAGAGAAACCGAAGCAGAGUCAAGAAGAAGAUAGAGUGGACACUGGGAGAGAGAGGUUAAAGAAGCAUCGGAGAGAGAUCGCUGGUAGGGUUUGGAUACCGGAGAUAUGGGGACAAGAAGAGCUUCUUAAGGAUUGGAUCGAUUGUUCAACGUUUGACACGUGUCUAGUCCCUGCCGGAAUCUCGUCUGCACGUACUGCUCUCGUAGAGGAAGCUAGGCGAGCUGCUUCAGCUUCUGGUGGGUUACAUAAUCGUUGCUUGAUCUUACGUUGAAUUUAAUAUAAUAAGAUAACAUACUUAUAAAUGUGGUUCUUGUUCCUCAAUAAUAUAAGGCACUAUUGUUACAUUGUUGAUAAUAUUCUAACUCAUUUUACUCGUAACUUUAUGAAACAUUGCAAAUUGAGUGUGUUUAGUUGCCUUUAGUUGUUCUGUUAGUGUAGAACGGAUUUUGUGAUUUUGUUUUUUAAUACUUUUGAUUCGAUCCGUCCAUAU